AUGUGGGAGAACGUGCCUGAUUUUCUUGAGUUGUUCAGAAACUUUCCUGUUUCAAUAUCAGUGUUGUUCGUGGUCCCAGUGGUACUUUUAAGUGGCCCCUCGUCAACUGUCAUGGCCGCGCACGAGUUUCCCGUGUUUAGAAUGCAGCAAUAUGAUCUUCAUCAAACUCAAGUUGGUAAGUCUACAUCAGUUUCCAUCGUUAAACAACGAACUCGUUCCUGAAUCGUGUAUUUGCUUGCAAACAAAGUCCUGAUGGCAAGACUUUGGUUUCUUUGUUACAAAGAAUUUUGCAAAGAUGUUUCGUGUGUAAAAAAAUGUUAUGCUAAACUUAAGCUUAAAUAUUAUUUUCCAGCGGUUUUAAGCUAACAUCGCUUUUCCCUCUUUAUUCGCAAUGUUCUUAAAUUCCUAUGAAUCUCCGAAGGUCGUUUUUCUUAUCUUCGUUUUCCAGUAAACCAAACAAAUCCUUUCCAAGAAGGUACAAAUGAGCUCGUGAUAGUAAUUAGAUACUGACUUAGUUAGGGGCAAUAUCUCCCAGUUUUUAUAGAGGAAAACCUGGUUUCCAUAUAAUCAUCUGGAUCAUCCCAAUUGCCCCAGUCGUUUCAGAAAAUUUCAAGAUGAUCCGGUUGACUGGGACAGUAAAAAUUGGCAGUUUUCAUAUGAACGUCUCAAUCACCUCAGCGGCAAGCAGGGCGGGUUCACCAGCGAUUAGUAUAAUAAUCACAUGAUUUCGAGUGGAAGUUGGAAUAAAUAAGCACGAGUAAAUUUUUCAAAGACCAACAAAAGUGCACAAUCCUGUAGGGCGAGUGCACUUUGUGGUCUUAGAAAAAUUUACAAGUGAUUAUUAAUUUUAUUCCAAAUUAGACGAGAAAAAUCGUGUGAUUACUUAUUAAUAAUAUACACAAAAAACAUAACUACAACAACAAACUUUGACAGUGCGCACAUUUUUAGUUCAUUCAAUCAACUGGCUGAAACAGACUACUACCUUUGACAAAUUCAAACUUUUUCAAGACCAAUGCUUUCAAAUCAUUCAGCUAAGAACUUGGAAAUGUGCAAGGAUUGAUUUUACAUGGUCACCAGCCUGUUAAAAAUAACUCGGUUUACAAUAAUCAGUAAAAGUAAGGGUUUUUGAAUUCAUCCUCGAUUACAAGAGCUCGGCGUUUACAAGAAGUUUUUACAAGAAGUAUACUGCUGUUUUGAAAUCAGGAAAACGCUUUGAGCAGCCAAAGAUAAAAGACACUUGCUGAGUUGUUUAAUGACUUUACAUCAUUGUCUGUUCCUGAGACCCCAUCACAGCUGGAUUCAUAAAGAAAUUUUUGAGAUUUACAACCUGAAAAUGAAAGAGGCAAUUUGUUUUCUUUUGACGCUGCUGCCAUGGAUGGGUGAGAGGAGCCACAAAUGUUGUGAUGUUGGAAACUGCCAGUAUUAAUCAAAUAACUAUUUGCAUUUUCUCAGUGCUGAGGUUUUCAUUAUUGCAUUUGUCCUUGGCCUAUUGCAAGAGAGAGUCAUCUUCACUCUUCUUGGUCGGCUUCAUUGUAGUUGUUUAGGAAAUUUAUACCUCUGUGGCCUCAGACAUUUGGCAAUAUAUUCUAAACUUACAAUUUUUGCUUUCUUCAGCUUGCUGACUAUUGUUUUUCUUGUACUAUGAUUCGUAAACUUUUUUCUCACUUUCUUUAAGGCUAGUACCAGUUACGGAUACUUUCAUUAUGUUAGUUAUGGUAUUUUCAGUUUCGUUUGCUACUGAGGUAGAAAAAAGAGACGAUCACAUGGCCAGUGUUUUAAUAGAGGUCUUUGCUCAAAAAAAUACUUAAAGAGAGCAACCGGACACCUUUCUGGCUGGUCCUUUGCAAUCGUCUUGGCAGCUUUCCAUGUGAUCGUUUCCAUCAUGUGAACAUUGCAUUGUUUGAAACGACUGGGACAAUCAGGACGAUCUCGGCAAUCAUAUGGAAACCAGGCUUAAAUUAGCAUUGACCUUAUUAUGACAGAAAAAUGGUUUAAACCAAGACAUUACAGUGAAAUUUGCACAAAAUCACUUAAAGUAUAGUUUCGGCAUAAACAAGAAAAACAUUUUGGGUGAAUAUUCUUUGUUCUUUGAGCCAAGAAUGUUUACACUUAACCUGAUGUGUAUCUAUAAACUUGUAUCGAAACAACUUGAAUGGAAACAAAUUUGUAUCAAUACGACCAGUAACCUUAUUUCUUUUGAAUUGUCAACAAUGUUUAUUCAGUUAAACAGUGUCCAUAAUAAGUUAUCUGGUCACUUACCAUUUUGUAAGGUUUUUGAUCAGUGGUUGAUUAUAAUCUAUGAUUGUUAUAUCACAAGGCUCCCUAGUAAUAGGUAACAGGCAAGAAGAGAAUGUGAUAUGGAUAUCAGAGACUGUUGACAAAGCUUGAUAUUGCCAUUCUGCUAGUGUCUGCCUGCAAAUUUUAGAUGCGCAGAGGAGAGCCAGUGUUCUCCCCAGGUAUUUAAGGCUAAGCGCUGGCUUAGUUCAUGCGAAAAUCAGCAAUGCCUGGCUUCAAAACCAAAAAUCUAACAGAGUGGAAGCUUAUGUUGACAUUUAGAACCAGGUAUUUCAAAGAUGAAAUCACUUAAGAAAUUUGGUGAAACCUUGUCUGGUGUUUUUAUUUUUUUGUUUUCUUGCAAUUAUUUGAUUAUAAAAGUGUUUUACCUUUGGAUGAACAUGUUCAAAUCUGUCAUUUGGCUUAAAGGCAGCCAUCUUGAAAUUGUCCCAAGGUCCAUCACGGAGAUUACAUGUAUUACUAAACGAAAAUCGCAGGAGUGUCAAAAUGGAGAACUUAAUCAACCCAAGAUGUGUGAAACAAAAAUACAGCUUCAGUCAAAGAGUCUUGAGAACUGAUCAUAUUUCGCUGUCUCUGUUAUUAUUCAGGCUUCAUCCAAACACCAGCUGUUGAAAAUCACAGUCAGAAUACCCCCUGGCCUUCCCAAAAUCCUAGGGAUGACAAGGAGAGCAUUUGAUUGACAAAAAAAUUACAGCAGGCCCUGUUCCAUUACGUGUUGGAAAAUGUGUGCAUGGUUCAAGUUUAGUUAUGGUGUCAAAAAAUUUACUUCCAAAUGUUUAUCAAUAUUCUAUGUUACUGGCAUUUUUCAGGUUCCCGCAGUUCAUUGGUGAAUAUGGAGGCAAGGCCCCUGACUUCUGACAUGCUGACAAGGCGCUGUGUGGUUACAAGAUUAUCUGAUCUCACUAUUGAGAGAUUCAAAGAAGCAGUACAAACCUUAGGAGCAGGGGCUAUACUAAUACUGCUACCAAAAAACACUUCUAUCGCUGCUCUUGAACAAAAAGAGGUAAAUCUACUGACUAUAAUGUACACGAAAAUGCUGUGCAAAAUAAGUGUAUUCUAGGGACUUCCUAUAAUAUUUUCCUGAAUAUUGGAGGGAGAAACAAAGCCAAUGAAGUAUAUAUUACAUGGCCGUGCAGAGAAACAUCUGAAAUAUUUUUCAACACCAUGAAACAAGAUGAUAAUACAAAUCUUGUAACCAUUGUUUUGGCUUCAUUCACUUUCACACCCUGAUGUGAUUUAAAAGACUGUAUUUUAUGGUACACAUAUACUUCAGGGGAAGGGUUUGUGUGUCAUCCUAUGGUAUCCUGCCCCCCCUGUAAAAUUAUUAAAAAAUGAAAAAAGAAAGGGCAAAAUUAAACAGGAAACAGGCAUAAUUAUAUUUUUGUAAACUUCCCUUUCUCUAUGAAUCGCACUCAGUUUGGUUUAUUUAUACCUUACCUGAGCCGAGAGGAGAAAGGAGAUUGACAGCUCUGUUAAAAGCUACUCAUGGGCAUCUCUGUUGCCUUGAGUGGAAGAGAACUCUGCAACAAGAAUUAAAUUCUCCUUUUUUUACAAUAGUAGUAAUAAUAUUAUUAUUAUUGCAAGUGACUAGAGCUACUUUACUGUAAUCUCUUCAUUUAAGGAGAGUACGAGUGUUGGAGAGAUUGUGUUCGGUAAGGUACAGGAUUACAGUGAUUGAUUUGAUCCAGGUUUUGUCAAUGUUAUGCGUAGCCCAUUUUUCCUUUCAUUUUUUACAAUGUGUGCUCAAAGGUAAUGUAAGAAAUGAUCACUGACCAUCAGGUUUAACUCUAGUUUAAUUUGUGUAUUUUGCUUUAGGAGUGGCAGCAGCUGGAAAGAGAUUUGUUAACUGUUGAGGUACCAGUUGCUGUUUAUUUUGCUUAUGAAGACAAGGAACUGACUGAGAUUUAUAAAGACAUUGAAACAGCUGUAACUAGUGAUCAGGCUGGUUCUGCUUUUGAAGGUAAAAAGGUAUUAUCAAUGUAGAAAUAAAGACUAGCAUUACCCCUAAUGACUGCUAGUUUUUAUAUGGUAAUUACAUGUACAAAAUAUACACAGAUUAAUAAAGUGUAGUCAAUCUUUCAGUUAGUUUGUGAUAUUAUCUGGAAAUUGAGGCAACAGAGAUCAUGACAUGUUCAGGGUUGGCAAGGUAGCCGGCUGCUGGCAAAAAUCACCUCCUACUUGUUUAGUAUUGGCUGAGUACUCUGCUUGGCAUUUCUUUACGGAUGGUGUUUUUUAAAUAAAACAUCCCUGGACUGGCCGCUUACUUUGACAACUCAGCCGUUUACUUCAAAACUUUCAGACAACCCUGCAUGUUCUCUAUUAUCUUACAUAUCAUGGUUUGUCGCCAAGAGAACAAUUCUCAAUUUUUUUUUGUCUCCCAGGGGUAGAAUACAAAGGGAGUUAAUGAUUAAAUUUUAUUACUCUUACUUGCGUAUGCAGCGAGACUCAUAAUCUGCAAGGCGUUUUUUUUUCUUCUUAUUUAGUACACGAAACGUGGUUGUGGUCCCAGGUGUUCCUAGCGGAGACCGUGGAAACUGGGAAUAAGAAUCAUUGUGUGACCGAACGAAGCCAUGCAUGUUUUGUGAAGAAAGCUUAGGUUUAGUGCUCCUCUGAAAUGGGUCUCUCCAAAAAUUCUAUCGCUUGAAAGCGUUAAUUAGUUUGGAACAAGUGAACUCUUAGGUGGCUGGAAAAAAAAAGAAUCUUAUAGCAAAAAACUACCUGAUCAGGUGUUGUAAACUUUCAUUGUGUUCGAAUGAGUCUUGAUGAGCAUGCGGUUUAUUUUCAGCGAUGAUUGAAAUGAUGCACCAUGUUCUCAUCAUGUUUCUUUAUCUUCAGCAAUGAUGUAAUUUCUCUCAAAUCGAGGCCCUUGCUAUCACACGUACUAAAUCAAUUUAGAAACAUUUUGUCGAAUACAAUUUGAUAAGUAAAUAUCCUGAAAUACUCAACCGUCAAUAAAAUAAAGUAGAAAGUGAAAAACCUUUAGAGAGUAAAUCCUGUUUCGUGUAGAAUGAUAUGAAUCUCCUCCGCAUUUCUUAUCUAGUCUCCAAGCAAGUGAGACUUAAUGCCAGUUUUAAGAGUGUUCUUGGUAAGAAUCAACUGAGGUUAACUCAAAGUUAACCUGAAAGUAAAUUCUGUUACAUACUGUGUGGAGAUGAUAACUGCCAAUUGUGAUUCUGUCCCAUAAGACUAUAAUAAUAAUGAUAAUGAAGAUAUUAUUAAUACUAGUAAUAAUAAUAAUAAUGAUAAUACUGGUUUUGGUGUCAUUCUAUUGGAUAAUGAUGACAAAUGAUGAUUGUGAUAGCCACUGUGACACUGCUACUAGAUGGUGAUCAGAAGGAGGGGAUUUGAAUUUUUGUAAAUGAAGGAGGAAGCUAUUGAUUUUCUAUGUUAAUAGAUUACACAGGAAAAAAUAACGGAUUCCCAUUUUUGGAUAUUUUAGGGUAUUUAAAGAAUACCCAUAAAAAUCCCAAAUUUGGCAAAGUGAGACAAGUCCCAACCAGGGAAUUCCCAACCAAGUUCCCUGAUUGGGACUUGUCUCACUCUUCCAAAUUUGGGAUUUUUAUGGGUAUUCUUCAAAUACCCUAAAAUAUCCAAAAAUGGGAAUCUGUUAUUUUUUCCUGUGUUAUGAUCUUGGUUUUCAUUUUGUUGGUGGUAAUAUAAUGGUGGUGGAGAUGAUGAGGUUAAUGAGAAUGAUUAUGGUAGAGACUGGUUUCUUACAACUGAGUCAUGUAUUUUCUUUUGUCUUCUUCCAUUUAUAUAGCGCUACUUGGGGUGACAUCAACUAGUGGCUAUCAAAUGGUUGUGAAUGUAGGAGAAACUAAGCAGAUUAAAGAUAUGGCUAUUUCUAGUUUGCAGGUAAAACCUUUUGAUAAUAAACUUCCUGUAAAACAGUGUUUGAUCUAGAGCGUGCCAUUGCAGGAUUGCCGAAGUUUGAGGAAAGAUGUCCCCUUCAAAUACCUGUUCUGUGUCUGGGUCAUUCUGGCUCACUUCAAAUAAUUGUCUUUGAAAAGAAAAAGAAACAAGAAAAUGUUAUUUCUUUGUGUGCAAAAUCUUCUGAAAAGAAUAUUUUGGUUUACGAUUAGAAGUACAAAUGGCUGAAGUUCGAUCCACCAAAGGGUAUGUGCUGCUUGCUUUGCCAAAAAUCAAAGAAACAAAAUUGUUUUACCACUGGUUGGGCAAACUACAGGACUUCAACACUAGUUCUAGAUAACAACUGUAUGUUCAAUUCUCUCUUGAACAUCACAUUUGUUGAUAACGUAAACCUCAGGAUAUUAGAAUAAAAAAAUGUAUAGUGACCCCCCCGAGAAAAGAAAUGUCCCUCUGAAAAUUGUUGACUGGGACACAUUGCCCCCCUAGCUGGCAAUCCUAGAUCAGACACUGUUAAAGUUUGUACCUUUGGGUAAAAUGUUGUGACAACAAAACAGGCUUAAUAUAUAAAGAAAAAAAUCUUAUCGCAAUACACUUGUCAGUCAUUGAGGCCCACAGCUGAGCAUACCUUUCGAUGUUGCCUGGUUAUUACUCAAUUCCUUUCUCCGUGAAUUGUUGCACUCAGUUUGGUUUCUUCAUACCUUACCUGAGCCAAGAGGAGAAAGGAGAUCAAUGGCUUUGUAAAAAGCCACUCAUGUGUAUCUCUGUUGCUUGAGUGGAAGAGAACUCUGCAACAUUUUUCCAAAGUCUUUCUCUUUCAGGUAUUUUAGCCACCCAUAUGGCAAUUUAUUGUUUUGAAAAUCUAUGGUUUAUUUAGCAUGUGAAGCUUGGCAAGAGUGAAUGUAUACAGGGUACAUGUGCACUACACAUACAUUCAUUCUCUGUGUAUACAUUAUUGUCUGGUGAACAUCUACUGCAUUUGCCAUUACAGUAUGUAUGCCCAUGUUGAGGUGACCCAGCUUACUUUUCUGGUCUUGGCGUAAUAAUAUUGGUAAAGACUGAAAUAACUCAUCUAACUGAGAUUUUGUGUUUAAUAAUUCUGCUUUGUAGGGGAAGUUAGUUGGAAGAGGAAUUGAUGAACAACUUCCUACCAUUGCCAUUGUCACCCACUAUGAUGCUUUCGGGAUUGCACCGGUAAGGUCAUACAUGUAUGGUGUAGGUUGAUAAUGGCUGAAUGCAUGUAUACAUGAAUGAGAUAAAAUGAAAACUUUGAUUACCAGAGACAGUUACAGUUGAACCUCCAUUAUUAUGGGGUGCUGGCAAGCAACCACUCUGUAGAGGGUGGCUUCUCGUGAUCAAUAGAGGUGUGUCAUAAAUUAGCAUAAUCAAACAGGGACGGAAGUGGCAUAACUGGUCCAAAAACAGUCACCACCCAUAAUUUUGGGUUGUACUUUUGUUCAUCAUAUUUUAAAAGUAAUUAAAAGUACCUGAUUGGCUGCGUUACAGAGAUGACAAGACUUGGGAAACUCUUGUUGGAUGUCCAAUGGUGAUGGUUUCAUUUACAAUAUUAUUUCUUCAACAAUUGUUAUUUCAGGACUUUAAUUUCUGGCCGCUUAAUAGGGGGUGGCUGCUUAAUGGUGGUUCAACUGCGUUUACAAAUAUUUAAACAAAAUGGUUUUUCUUUGUGCUAUCAGUCAUGGCCAGUGUGUAAAGGCCAAUGUACUACAUUUGUAUUUUUGUAGAGUCUCUCUUUUGGGGCUGAUGACAAUGGAAGUGGUGUUGUUGCCCUUCUAGAACUGGCAAGAUUAUUUUCAAGGUAAGAAUGAGUAUGAAUGAAUUUUUUGCAUGCUGUAGUUAUAAGUAUUGCUAUUUAUGAUGGGGUUUCAACUCUGUUUACAGAGGAUCUCCUCUUGCCCACGUAUUGCAUUCCCUUUCUUCAUGAAUCGCACUCAGUUUGGUUUAUGCAUACCUAACCUGAGCCGAGAAGAGAAAGGAGAUUGACAGCUUUGUUAAAAGCCACCCCUAUGCAUCUCUGUUGCUAAGUGAGUGGAAGAGAACUCUGCAACAUUUUUCCACAGUCUCUAUGAGAUGAUAAUAUAACAUUAUACUCUACUGCAUAAUUUGUACAAAGAGUAUGCAGGGUGUUGUGCUAGUGCAACAGUGAGUGAACUAAUCUGCUCAGAUACAAUGUAUGGAAUGCAGGGCUAGCUACCCUUCACCACCAUUUUCCUUGAAGUGAAAUAUAAUUUUUUUUUUACUGCAUCUGUUGUGUCUGUUUUCAGGUUAUACUCAGACUCUAGAAUGCAAGCAAGGUAUCCUUACUAGUUUAGGAGACACAUUUAAUUAUUUAUUUUGCAGAUUAAGUAUACAUGUACAUAUAAAAAUGUAUGAACAAGAUAGAGAAGUAAUAGGAUGCAAAGCCACCUACAAGGUUAAACCAUCCAAAACCAACCCCCCAAGAACUUAAAAGGAGAAACUAUCCUACAUUGUACCAACCCCUUAUUCCAAGUCAAGGAAAAACAAAACAAAAAACACCUAAGUACACUGUAUUAAGGCAAAGCAAGAAUAGUAACAAUAUUGAGGUGUAAGGCUUGAAUUACAUGUAUUUGAAAAAUUUAUCCAUAAAUCAAACUUAACAGGAGCACUUUGCUAAAGGGUAUAACCAUUUUGGGCAAACAAUCGUGUGUGAUUAUGUUUCUGUUGUUGAAUUAGCAAUACAUGUUUUUUUUAGCAAGUUCCUUCCAAUUAUAUCAUAAUAUUAUUUUGAUAUAUUAUUUCCUGUGCAUGUACGUAAAUUAAACUUCAAGUUAUUUCCAUUUGAAUGAUGUAAGUUGCAUCAGAAGUGUGGCCAACUUCAGACAUUUUUUUUACCAUAGUACAGACUUGUUGUAUUGCUGUCAUAGUUGGGCAUUUUGUGUAAAUACAUGUACCCAGUUAUUAAUAAGUAGUUUCCCUAUAAAAAGUUUGUUUUGUCAUUGUACAUCAAUAGGCUAAAAAAACACUGGACUAAUUCAAAGAGUUUUCUUUGUUGACUGUCUUAACACUGUACAGAUACAAUUUAGUUUUCUUCCUGUCUGGGGCUGGAAAGUUUAAUUAUCAGGGUACCAAGAAAUGGCUUGAGGACAAUCUGGAUAAUCCAGGUUAGUGGUAUUAUUAUACAUUCAACUCACCAUCUCUUUUCUGAUUGGCCGAAAGUGUACACUCAGUGAAUUUUUGAAAUCAGUGCCUGGGACGUCAUCUACCAGCAGAUUAUACAACUAGUAAUAGUUGACACUACAGCUGCCCCCGUUCUGUUUAUUGUCGGUCAAUAGUAUUCUUGCUGGUUGUGUAGCUCUUUGAAGUAUACCAAUUCAUAAUGAAGAUUUUCACACAUAUUCCAUACAACAGGUGAGAUAAAUACAGGAAACGCAAGGUUCCAUGCACAGUUUCAGCUCGAUUUACACAACUUUAAUCAAAACAUUCUCAGUUUCGAGAAUAGUUUGUUCUAAACCAUAAGAAAAGAUUUAAUUAGAAGUUGAAUUGUUCCCUAUUUCUCUUUCCCUUUUUACAUUCAGUUGAUUCUAUUUCCCGGAAAGUAAGCCUUAGAAAUUAAAAGGAUCAAUUCAAUUCAAUUGAUCAAUUCACGCUAGCGCAUUCUAGUCUUAUUUGAAACUUUAUAACGGAAGGACAUCUGUGAGCAGGGAAUAAGUCAGCACAGAAUUUGAUUGUCGGCGAAUUUCUGUAAAUGUCCAUCAAUCUGCUAGUGAUAAGCUGGCCGUUGAUCACUUGUCUUGCUUGUUUGGGGGUGAAUCUUAUUCCGGUCAAAGAGAGAGAAAGAAUGUCUGACAAGGUUUCCAGUAUAAAUCAAAGAUUUGUGAACUCGUGUCUGGCAAACUCUCCAAGUGUUUAUAUAUACACAGUCAGGGUUGUCAUUAAGAGCCGGGGGCCGGGGAUUUUCCCCGGCUACUAAGAGAGUGGCCCCCGGCUACUUUCAUUGGAAAAUACAACAAAAAGAGAAGCAAAAGAAAUCCCUAGCCAUUUGAUUCCCCACCUACUUGUUGUAUUUACCCGGCAACUUGAAAUCUUAGUGACAACCCUGCACAGUUAAACGGACCUUAUAACCUCCCCUGUGCUUAACGAGUGUCUUUUGGUCCAUAACUUUCAAAACAACUGCUCCACAGAAUGUCACUGCGUAAGAGUAUCGAAGUAUGACUGCACAAUAAAUGUCACAAAAUCUACCUGAGCGGUCCCUUCGGGAUUUUCUGUCUGAGGAAAAGAACCUGAACCUGAGGAAAAGAAAGAGUUGACACAAACUUUGAAAACAUUUAAUGUUGAAGCAAGAAAGAAAGAGUUUGUUCAGUGUAUAAUAAAACAAUAUUAUUAUUGGAUUCAGUUUUUGUGAUAUCCAGAAGAAUCAAGGUCUCAAUAAGAGUACCCCUACCUCAACCUUGAUUCUUCUGGAUAUCACAAAAAUCUCAUCCAAUGAUUGUUUAUAAUUAGCUGUGGUGACAAGUUUGCACUGUGAAGCAUAGUGACUGGGCAACACAAGGCUGAGAAUGACAGCCAGUCAGUGGACUAUAUAUGUCCAACCAGAAUGGUGACUUGUCUGGCCAAAAACUUCACUCGCCAUUCAUGACUGUGGACUAGGCAUUUAGACUUUCAUACCUGAACAAACAACUAAAUCAUCGCUUGUAUUAAAUCUUAAAUUUUUGUCUCUUGGUAAGAGUACAAAAUAAUAGGAAAUUCCACAUGAAUUAGUUUUCCCACUAUUUUGACAGGACAAGACUUAUCCGAGCAAACAUUUAUUUGGCUGCAUGCUCAACCAUCCAGAAAUAUGAUAAUAAUAUGACUUUGACAUCUCCAGCAUACUCAAGAAACACAUCCUUGAGGCACUUCUGUUUUUAGUUCUCUUAGACUUAUUUUUGAUAUUUUUCCCUUGCCCUUUACAGAAACAAGUGUGCUUAGUGAUGUGGAUUAUGUGUUGUGUCUGGACAGCAUUGGAAAAACAGAUAAUUUAUUUCUCCAUGUUUCGAAACCUCCAAAAGAGGGCACUCUUGCAUUUUCUUUAGUUGAGGUAUGUACUGUAUGUUGUAGGUAAAAUCCAUUUUCAGGUUAGACGAGUAUUUGAUUUCGAACACCUUGUUGUAUAAUUAUAAACGCUUGUUAUUCGUAAGAGAUGAAAGAAAUUUAAUUUUACCUUGGGAACUGACCUCGCCUACCCUUUGUCCACACUUUGCUUGUGAUGGGUGCAGUAACAUAAACAUCCUCUACUCGAAAAUAGCUUGGCUAAUCGAGGCAGGCAGAGGAAAACAUAAAGUAAUAAUAGUAGUAGUUAAAAAACAAGUACAGUGUGUAUCCCUGUACAUCAACUCACUCAAGACUAAUUUGUCAAUCUGGGAAGGCUCCUGUACUGCUGCGGUUCACAGAGAUAAAAGUUUUUCUGAGUUGAGAUGUUGUAUGAAGGCCUUUGAAUGAAUCAAAUUUCCCUCAAUGGUGAUGUUCAGGGAGUUGCACAGGAGGAAAUGUUUUGUCCACUAGUAAUUAAUUUUUAUUCUUGUGUUAGUGUUUGAAACAAUGUUUAUUCCUGAUGAAAAAUGUUGAAAUACAACCUUUCUGUGAAAGCUGUUCCGCUAUAACCUGGAGUGUUGAUUUAUGACACUUUCAACUAGUGCUAAUGUGAAUUCCUUCUUUUCUUUUUUCCCCUUACAGGAAUUUAAAGGGGUAAGUUUUCAACCAUUCCUGUUUUUGCAUUCCUGCUCUUUGGUUACUUGUUUCUGUUAGGAUUUGUGACAGUAAAUUUGUUUUAAAAUCCUCUUGUAGGUCGCAGAGGCUACUUUUAAGGAAAUGAACUUCACAACGAUCCACAAGAAAAUAAAUUUGGCCGAAGAUACAUUAUCGUGGGAACACGAGCGAUUCUCUCUUCACACCCAGCGUCUACCUGCGGGGACUCUUUCUCACUAUGUUGACCCUCAGGUUCUUGGACGAUCAUCAAUCUUUGAUGUCAGGUGGGUUAAUUUGUUGCUGCAUUGUUACUUAAUUCUUUCAAUCCUUAUACACCUUGUAGUGGCCAAUAUAGUUUGUAUAAGAAAAAAAAAACGUAUAGGACCUCACUCUCAAAAUCAAGAAAGAGAAACAUAAGUCAAAGGCCACAUUCACAAAUCGAUCUGAAUCAAUAGUCUGAACCAUACCCUGUAUCUCUUAUCUGCAUACUUAUUUGUGGCAUUAAUUUUAUGGACUAAUACCUCCAAAAAGAGGCCCCAAAGGUUGGUUAUUUUUGCUAGUACACCUGACAGUUUUGAGCUUACUAAAUUUUCGGCGAAUUUUUUCUUUCCUCUGUCAGAUCACCUGAAAGUGAUAUUAAACUGGAGCGGAAUAUAGCAUUUAUUGCAGAAGUUCUUGCUAGGCAUAUUUUCAACUUCACAACAAAGGUGAGUUAUAUGACUCAAGUUAUGUUCAAUCAGUUCAUACUUUAUGACGUCAGCAGAUGGCUACUAAGAGCAGAAUACAUUAUUAUAUUGGCACCAGGGCACCAGUAGGGCACAGCCCUGGGUGGCAGGGCUCAAAAUUUGGGAUUGUUGCCAGUUGUGUUGAUGGACCAAAGAAAUUUUAGCUUGGUCAUAUCUCUCUUCUGAUCAAUCAAAAUGUUAAAAAUAACAUGAUAGUCAAUAGUAAAUAUUGCUUGAAGGUACUAGCCUAACAAGCAAAAACAUAUAGUAAAAAAACAAUGCUUGUCCUCUUGAAACAUAAUGGUAUGAAUAUGUUUUUUUUUCUGGUCACUUGUUUAUGCAUCCAGUCAAAAUGGUCGGCGAAUUGAAAGUUUUUUUUGGACAAAAUGGUUACCUUGACUGGCCAUUAUUUCGAGCCCUGAAAUGGGCAGCAAAAAUGAUCCAAGACUCAUCAAACAUCCCAUAAUAACCUGCAUCUUUGUGUCUCUCCAUUAUGGUGUCUAGGCAUGGGAUUGGUGGAAUUUGCCAAUCAGGGCUGUCAUUAAGGUUUUAAGGAGCUGGUCUCUAAGAGGAGCUAGUCUGUCAUUUUAAUAAUCCUGCAAAUCCUCCAAUAUUUGUUUUGUUUGACUUUUCAAACCUAGUGUAGCGAGCAGAUCUUUGCUACAAAAAGUCAGCUGUUAGCUACUAAUAACAGACAUGCCAAUGAAAGUGGCAGCAUUUCCCUUAACAGAAUUAUCUUAUAAAGAGACCCUAGCAGUGACCUGUGGAUAGCAACAUAUUUUACUCACUUAAUCUAAAGUGAGGUUAUAUACAGUGCCCUCAGGAAGUAAUGUUGUCUUGUAUUUUUCAGGGGUAUCCAAGAAAUAUGAGAAUCUUCAGUGGUUCCAUGGUGGGUAGCUUACAGUUCCUCUAUUUGUACUGCAAUGUGGGAUGUACAGACAGUUAGAAUACAAGAAAGCUGUUGCAUCUUCAUUGAUGUUUCACUGUUCCUUCAGUUGUAUUGCAGCUCUUUUUAACCUUUUAUGUUAACUUAUUGGACCUCUGUAUGUGGCAGCUUCUAUGUCUAGGACUUGGUUCCACUGUUAAUGUUGUUUAUUGUUUUAACUACCUGUCCUGUGAGGCUUUCUUAGUGCUGUGACAUCACCCUGUCCCAUCCCAUCAGGCCCUGUGGUCUUGCCUCCUCUAUUGCUGACCAAAAUCUCAGAAUCUCAAAGGAGUGGACAUUUAACAUACCUGAUUCAUAUAUGAACUAUAGUUUCUUAUAUAAGUUAAUUCAAAAGUAAAAUUAAUGAAAAGUAAGGCUUUUAAGUUAUGUUUUAUCAAUUUUUUCUUCUAUAAUGUGGGGUAAAAUAGACAGACGAUGUCUUCUAUGUAUACACUAUGCAAUACUGUAUCUUACUUAUCACUUUUAUUUUCUUUGUGUGUGGCAUAUAUAAAACCAACUGGUAGACUUUGCCAUGACAUGUCAUUUAAACACCUAGUCUUUGUAUGACAGUCUUGGAUUGUGGAUAUAGUUUGUUCCCAAACAAGUCUUACUCAAACUGAAACUCUUAAAAAGUCAGAACUAAUUGCUCUGCUAGAGCACAGUUUCUGGUUGUUAAAAAUUCUAUACAACCCAUAAACUUAUAACAGCCAUCUUUGAAGACUAAGGCUGUAACUUUUUGUAUUACCUUCAAAACAUAGCUGUAGACAUGUUUAAUAGUUACCAUGUAGUUAUUUUCCUUGUUAUCAUCUUCUGGUACAGUUUUCAGUGGAUCUAUCACUGUCAGAUAAGCUGCCAAGUCUUAGUAAACAAAACAACUAAAACCCAAUCCUGGUGUACCCCUAAUUCCCAAUUUGUAAGGUGCUUUUCAGUAGUGUACCAUGCUAAAUGAUAUUGGUAUUUUUGUGUUACAAAGCUUUGGCUUUCUUACUUUAUUCCCCAAUUUUAGGCAGUAGAUUCAAAUUUUGUAAAAACGUGGAUGGAUUAUCUUGGCUCACAAGCACGGGCAGCCCAGCUCCUGACAAAAGACCAUCCAUUUUUUACUGGACUAGAGCAGGUAAAACCAUAGCAACACUCAAAACGUCAGCUUUUUUAAUCAUUUUAUGAUAUAAAAAAGAAAUUAAAAAAGAAUAGGUUAGAAAAAGUGCAGUUGAGAGCAGCUCUAGCCUCCUUCGUGCUUUUGAAACUUCCCAAAAGCUUCAUAUCUUAAAAAUGCAAAGCUGAUAACAUUAGCCAAUCAUUUUAUAACAAUAUAAUUGCAGCAGUUCACUUCAAUAUGCUUUAAUGUGUCACUCAUUUUGGUUUGAGAACAUGUUUUGAUGUGCUUCAAUGAUUGGCCAAAAACUGACAAGUGAACUCAUUGUCCAUUAUAUGAACUACAUUUCUCUAUUUCUUGUCUUUACUUAGAGUUUCUCAAAGUUUGUGAAGGAUGUGAAGAGAUUCACAGCCAAAGCUGAUAGAAGGUGACAUAUCAGUGUGAUUUCAUUAGUCACUCAGUUAGUCUUUGUUGCGGUCAAUAAUCCGUGUACCAGACAAUCAGUCGCUCAGGAAUACAGUUUGUCUAUCGAGCCAGCCAGUCAGUUAAUCACUCUGUCAUUCGGCCAGUCGCUGUUUCUGCCAAUGUGUCAACCAACUUGCUACAGGGGGCAGAUUCAGGAUGUUUCUUGGGAGGUGGGUAGACCUCUAAGGAAUGGUGUAACUGACUGCUGACUUAAAUUUUACAAUGUAAAAGCGAAUACAAAGGCUUUGGACUAGUCAAUAACAUAAUGUCAACUGCUGAAAAUACAUAUCAUACAUAUCUGCAUAUUUUGCAGAAUACCAGCUGUAUUAGAAAACUGGAGUUCAUGUCGGGGAGGGGGAACAUCCUGUGCACCCUCCCCUAGAUCUACCCCUGAGCUAGCCUUUGAUCUGUAUUCAGACGGUCGUUUGUUUUGUGUCAACUAGGUAGUCAGGCACUCUAAACCCUCCCCCACUCCUUGACGAUUUUUAUCCAUCUACCGGUAAUUCAUUCUCGUUUUUUUCGUUUGUUUUGUGUCAACUAGGUAGUCAGGCACUCUAAACCUUUCCCCACUCCUUGACGAUUUUUAUCCAUCUAAUUCAUUCUCGUUUUUUUCAAAUCCACCAUUCAAUACAAUACCAAGCAGCAUCACAAUUUCUUCCAGAACUAACCCGGCUUCAGCCAGGCCGAUAGUCAGACCAAAGGAUAGGAUAGUAUAGCACUUAUUCUAUCCUAUCCUAUCCUUUGGUCUGUCAGUGAAUCAAUCACUUAUUAGCCCCCCAGUGUAAACAGGUAAUUGUUGGGUCUGUAAAACCCCGUCUAUCAGGAUGUAGACUUAUUCUCUUUCUAUCUUUUAUUUCAGGGACCCUGAAUUUGUCUUUUAUGACAGACCAGACACAACUAUGUUUGCCUAUAGGUAAGGACUGUUUGCUGUGUCACUGUGAAUCUUCAACUUGCAUAUCUGUCAGGGCGUCCUGUUUGGACUUGAGAAUAAAAACUAGCUGUCUCUGGACAAGGUUUCAAAGGGGCUAUGUCGCGCUAUUUGCUGUUUUCUUAAAAUACCGUAUUUAUUCGAUUAACCGCCCUGGGCGCAUAUUAAAUUUUUGGACCUUGAGAGUGGGUGCUUAUUCGAGGUGGGCGCUUAUUCGAGGCUGGGCGCUUAUUAAAAUUUCACCAUUUUCAGCGAGUGAAGUAUGUUUAUUUUGCAACAAAAUAAUGGGGUGUUGUAGGGGUCCGGACCCCCUUAACAUCGCCGUCAAUCCGAGAAUUUUCAAAAGUACUUUGCUAACUGCUAUGAGAAUGAAAUAAUUAUCACUAAAUGGUCCUGAAUUAUCACAUACAACUUAAAAGAAAAAUUGCUUUUCACGUUGUCUGUCAACCAUGCCCUUUUAUGAAUUGGAUUGAAUCUGGACAUUGGACCAAGUCAUUAACUUAACCUGAAGGACGAUUGUUUCAAAAAUCGAUCCUUUACGAGUAGAAUGUCACAGGCACUGUGCCUAUCGUGACGUACCUGGAACGGCGAGGAAUUAUUGGAAUCAUUGGCGUCAGCUGGACGCACAAGAUGGACCCCUUCCACCGAACAAAAAUACCUGUAUCCUCCUUCCGUUCAUCAGCGAUUCUAAAACAGCAAUUCACCGUUGAGAUCACUUGAUCUGGUGGUUACGGAAAUCUUAAGAGAGAAAUAUACGGAUGUGUAAACUUUAUUGUAAAUUUAGCCUGGGUAAUAAGCCUCCCCUAACCACUAUAAAGGAAGGCCUGUUACUCAGGCUCAUCUUAAUCAGAAAAUGUUUAAUUAGUAUUCACCAGAGCAGGGGAUCAACAUAUUCAGUCACACUUUAUUGGUGAUUGUGAGAACCCCAUUCGUCACUUUAAAAACGAGAGGGGAACUGGGCCGAGUUAACUUUCGCAAAUUUGUGGGACUGUUAUCAGGGUCAGGGGAAAAAUAUAGCCAAUAUCCAGUAGCAUGGCGUGUCCCCCCAUUAACUAUCCCAGAAACAAUUGCGGGGCACAUUUCGGAACCAGUUGCCUUCUCGCUGAUUGGCAAAUUUGUGAGUGUCAUUUCACCUUUACUUGCUUUUGCAGACAACCAAAGUGAUUUCGUUUUCUUAAAAUUCAAGUAUAUGCUUUACUACUUGACUGAAAUGUUGUUUUUGUUUAAAAAAUACCUAGGAUAUCGUAUUCCCAACUUCUGAUUCGGCACUACUAGGAGUUUUGCCAAUACGAUAUGCAAGAGCAUUAAUCAGAGGGUUAUUUUUAUUUAUUUGUGGCAGAGUAAAACCAGCCGUCUUCGACUUAUUCCUGGCUCUUGGUAUUGCAUCUUAUCUUGGACUGUUCUACCUAGCGCUUGUGGUAAGUUAA
This is a messenger RNA of Porites lobata, 17425 nucleotides long. The record is from the annotation of a GenBank genome assembly. NCBI's taxonomy places the organism in Eukaryota, Metazoa, Cnidaria, Anthozoa, Scleractinia, Poritidae.